Messenger RNA from Myotis myotis, 4623 nucleotides. It is a transcript of the gene ZNF770, whose product is annotated as zinc finger protein 770. The coding region runs from base 196 to 2289 and encodes 697 amino acids. The transcript is spliced from 2 exons. The record is from RefSeq and is a predicted model, not a curated record. NCBI's taxonomy places the organism in Eukaryota, Metazoa, Chordata, Mammalia, Chiroptera, Vespertilionidae.
GGGCGCUCCCCGGUGCGCGCCUGCGCGCUCUGCCCGCCGCCGCGCCGGCAUUGAGGACCUGCGCUCAGUGCCGUGAACGUGCGGUAGCGGCCUUCGCGGCUCCGGGCAUGUGUGGCCGCCGGCUCCGUGGCAGCUGCAGACAUCUGUGGAGAGUAAGAAUACUAUGGAGCUCAUCAGAAUGUAUCACUGAAGAAUAUGAUGGCUGAAAACAAUUUAAAAAUGCUAAAGAUUGAACAGUGUGUAGUAGCCAAUAAGCUACCUAGAAACAGGCCAUAUAUUUGCAAUAUUUGCUUCAAGCACUUUGAAACACCAUCAAAAUUAGCUAGGCAUUAUCUCAUUCAUACUGGUCAGAAGCCAUUUGAAUGUGAUGUGUGUCAUAAAACUUUUAGGCAACUAGUUCACCUGGAGAGACAUCAACUAACUCAUAAUCUGCCUUUCAAAUGUAGUAUUUGUCAACGCCACUUUAAAAAUCUGAAGACGUUCGUGAAGCACCAACACCUUCACAAUGAAACCUACCAGAAUGAUGUUAAACAGGUUAGAAGAUUGUUGGAGGCCAAGCAAGAAAAGCCAGUGUAUGGAAUGUAUCCUACUUUUACCUCAGAGGAGCGAUGGGCCUUACACCCCUCUACUAAGUCUGAUCCUACCUACAGUCCUGCAAAGAAGAGAAAGAAUAUUCACGCAUGUACAAUCUGCGGCAAGAUGUUCCCGUCACAGUCAAAACUCGAUAGGCAUGCACUUAUUCAUACUGGUCAGAGGCCUUUUAAAUGUGUCCUGUGCAGUAAAUCUUUCCGACAGUCGACUCAUUUAAAGAUCCACCAACUCACACAUUCAGAAGAAAGACCUUUUCAAUGUUGUUUCUGUCAAAAAGGAUUUAAGAUUCAAAGCAAACUUCUGAAGCAUAAACAAAUCCAUACCAGGAAUAAGACUUUUCAGACUCUUUCAUUAAAAAAGAAGAAUCCAGAGUCAUGCCCCCUACCUAAUAAAUUAAAUCCAAAGCAGGAUGGUUUUGAAAAUGGUGAUAUAGGUGAAUCCGAGGAGAAUAAUCAACUUGAUGUCCAUUCUAUUUAUAUUGUUCCUUUUCAGUGUCCAGAGUGUGAAGAAUGUUUUGAAUCAGAGAAGAUUCUCAAUGGACACAAAUGUUUUCCUGCCAGAAGUGGCAAAAUUCCAGGCAGUUUCAAAAGAAGCCUCAACUAUAAAACUAUUGUUAAAAAGAUCUUGGCCAAGCUUAAACAUGUUGGGAGUAAGAAAUUAGAUAGUUUUAGAUCUGACAAAAAAUCAUUUAAAAACAGUUUCUUGAAAAAAUGUGAUCUUAUUUCUGGUGAGCAGAGCCCCGAACAAACCCAGAGAACAUUUAUGGGUUCUCUUGGCAAACAUGGAACAUAUAAGACAGUUGGCAAUAAAAGAAAGAAAACAUUGAUGUUGCCAUCUUCUUGGCAAAAGCACUACCAGAGCCAAAAUAUGGGGAAAAACUUGAAAGGUAUCCUUACAACAGAAAACAUGUUAAUUAUGGAAAAUUCAAUGAAUAAUAAGGACAUACCUAUCAGUGGUUCAUCAGGUGAGGAAUUUUUUGAUAACUGUAAAGUGCUUCAAUGUGCUUUUUCAGUUCCAAGCGAAAACAUGCAUACUGGACAUAAGAUGUGUCCUUGUGACAAAUGUGAGAAAGUAUUUCCUUCUGUAUCCAAACUACAAAGACACUAUUUAAUUCAUACUGGACAGAGGCCUUUUGGUUGUAAUGUUUGUGGGAAAUCUUUUAGACAGUCAGCUCACUUAAAAAGACAUAAAUUAACUCAUAUUGAAAAGAUUCCUUACAGACGAUCUCUUUGCCAAGUAGAAUUUGACAAUUUGAGCAAACUUUUCACUCUUCCGGGUGAUAAUGGUAACUAUAAUGCUUCCCAACAAUGCCAGACUCCUAGUUUUCAAAAAUGUGAGGUUUUGGAGUCAGAUCAAAUAUCAGAAAUAAAAGUUAAGUCAGAAUCAGAGGAUUUCAUUCUUGAUGCCCCCUAUAGGAGCAGGCAGCCCUAUCUCUCUAAUUCCCUUCUGGAAUCAGAGCAGAGCCAUCAUAGUCAUUGUAGUUAUUCAGGACAUCCUGAGAGGAAUGAUGGCCUUCUUUACCAAUGCAGUGUUUGUUCUAAAAGUUUUAGAUCUCCAUCUAAACUGGAGAGACACUAUCUAAUUCAUGCAGGACAGAAGCCAUUCGAAUGCUCAGUUUGUGGCAAAACAUUCAGACAGGCCCCUCACUGGAAGAGACAUCAACUUACUCAUUUUAAGGAACAACCACAGAAAAACUAGUCUUAAAUUUGGUUAUAUAACUGACAGAGCCACUAACUUAUGGUCUCUUUGGUGAUCUUGUUCUCUAAGCCUGUAUAAUUUAAAAUAUAUUUUCAUCAGAAGGCCUGCAUAAGGUUGAAUGAUUUUACAGGCACAGUAAGGUAAGAUACAUAGAAAAUUAAAACAAUGCUUUAGGAACAGCCAUAUUUUUAGAGGGAAGAACAUGAUUUGAUGGCAUAAAGUAAGCAUCUGUCUUAUUGUAAUACAUCUUUGGCUUUAUUGGAAGUGUUGUAAAUCUAUGAUGCAGUACAAACAAUUCAGCCCCAUUUGCUUUUUAAAGGAAUUAUUCCUUGAGACAUGCCAUCUCCUUUUAGAAAUAGUCAAAAACGGAGGCAAAAAUUGGUUUUGGGCUGCAGCAAAUAGCUCCAUGAUACUUCAUUUAUUUUACAUUUCACAUGAGAGCACAAUUUUGUUCACCUGUGGCUCAAAUUCCAUUGCAAAGUUUUUGUUGUUGUAAGUUUAAAAAAUAAAAAGGCAAUAAAAGCGAAAAUGGAUGAGAAAAUAGCAUUAUUUUCACUGGUUUUUUUCCAAGCCAUUUAGUCUUAGGAUUCUGUGGUAGCUUCACCUCCUUUUUCAUAGGUGGUUAUAAUCACUUUUUGCCCAAUCUGCUGUUGCCUUUCCCAAAAUAAUUUAAAAGUAGUAGAGAGAUUAGGAUGCACCUCCAUACAUUAACAUGUUUGUUUAUCAGGGAUAUUAUCCAAGUGCCACAAUCAUUUGCUAACAUGUAUGCAAUGUUAUCUUUUCAGAGGAAUAAAUGUAAUUUGUCUAUUUGCUUAUUCAUGAAUGACAGCAGUAGUUAAUUUUUACAUUUCAGUAAAACUUUCUUUUAAUACCUCGUUGAGUGAUCCUAUGAUUUAAAUCUAUUCUGUUUGAUCAAAAAUCAAUGAUUUGGUUUAGUUAUGGUUUUUAUUCAUAAGAUUCUAAUGCAAAAUAAUGUUAUUUUGAUCCUUAGUAAAUUGUUAUUUUAAUUAUUAAGGUAAUUAUUCUUGUAUAAGAAUAAAAUGCUUAUAGAAUUGAGGGUAUCAUUCUUCUAAACAGUACUGUCAUGAUUUGGGAAAUAUUUCAUCUUAAACUAUAAAAGAUUUGUAAUCACAAAUUGCCCCUCAUAUUUAUCAUUUUUAAUAAAAUCUUUAAGAAUAGCAUUUCCUAGCAAUAAAAAAAAAUAAUAACCAUUAUCUUUCUAAGGUGAAAAGAACAGGUGGGUAUUUAUUCUAGCACACUUAAAUACAGUGACAAGCCCUCUAUUGAGAACAAAUAAAUGAGCAAUUGUAAGUUUUGAAUUUACUCUGUGAAUUGUCUGUGUGUGAAAGGGAGGGGUUGGACUGUUUACAUGUUUUACAAGUGAAUUUUGAGAAACUCGGGCUUAAUUUAAAGACACAAAACAGUACAGAUAAAAUCCCCAAUGAUGUGCAAAUGUGCAGGAGAGUCAUGUUUUAAAGAACAAGUUCUCUUAGGUUUCCUUAAGGUACGCUCUUCCAGUGCAAGCAUGAUGGUUUAUCGAAGUUGCUUUAGGCAAAACUUCAAGAACACAUCUGUAACAUUAAAGCAAGUAAUAACUAGUUCAUACUUUCUAAGAAUAAAGAAAGGUUCGAAAUGUUUUUUCCCCUUAAUAUGUCUGAAAUCGUGUAUUUUUGGAUUUUCCUAAGCUGCUAAUAUAAUUUUAUUUGAAGUAAAUGUCUCAUAUACUUUUUUCCCAGCCCAAACAGGGAGAGUCCUUAAGAGUGUUGUAUGAUUAUUAGACUUUGUGUGCCUAAGUGAUAGUAUAUUUUUUUUGGCCUAUGCCUUUUUAAACUGUUUCAUAUUGAAAGUUGAAAUAUUGUAAAAAAUUUUGUCAAAGAUGUACUGUAGUGCUAUUUGAAGUACCUGUAACAAAGUACUUAUUUACCUUUACUAUCACUGCAAGCUUCUUGUGGAAACUAUAUAGGAGUGAAAAUAAACUGUAUACAUCCAUGAAAAGAUUAAACAUUCGAUAUUAAAUGAUGAGUUGCUGCAUGCCAGAGUGGUUAGUGUUAUUGAAUCAAUUACUUUGGUUUUCUGAAAAAUAAACUUUAUAAAUAUCUUUGAAGAGAAUUAGAAGAAUUUUUCCUUUGGAUGAUUCCAGGCUGUAGCAUGAUUAUUUACAGAAGCAAUCUGAUUGGCUUAGUUAGUGGAAUUAUUGUUUCUUGUUUUGUACUGCAAUAGGUUCCACAAUUUUAGGACAAAAUGUGUAUGUGUUGAAGAAAAGUAGGUGGUGGUUAAGAGUCUUGAAAAAUUCAAAUUUCAGAAUAUUUUAAAAAUAAAGUUUCAAAUUACACA